Messenger RNA from Mesorhabditis spiculigera, 642 nucleotides. NCBI's taxonomy places the organism in Eukaryota, Metazoa, Nematoda, Chromadorea, Rhabditida, Rhabditidae. The record is from the annotation of a GenBank genome assembly.
AUGCUGAGCAUAUUUUUUAUACUGUUGCCGCUUAUUGGUGCUAUGGAAGCCGAGACCACUACUACUGAAUAUGGUUCACUUUUCAAUCUCCAGGGAUUACUAGCCUUCAAAUACGAACCAACUUUGCCAGUUAAGAUGCUUGGUAUUGGCCUCGGCUCAAUAAACAAGGACAAGGACUGCUUUGAUGCAAUCGCAACAGAAACUAAAUUGCAGAUUGAGAAGAUCGCCGGGUUGCGUCAGGAACUGGUUCUCUUUGGGAUUAAACACUGUGGCCACGAAGUGUUAGUCGGAAAGCGGCUGUUGGAGGCAUUUAAUAUGAUCAAGGAGUAUGUUAGAGGCGUUCUGGUGAAACUAACUGAAAACGCGCGCGACGAUUUGGUGUUCCAAGGCCAUUCGCUAGGCGGUUGCCUGGCUCAAAUGUUUUCUCUCUGGGCUCAAGAGCAGAAACUUUGGUUGCCUGGACGUCAUUUCGCUGAUGCUGUGAAAAAGGAAAACCGAGUGGUCGGACGGGUUUACCAACCACCAGAUGCAUUUAUGAACUACCCGCAGGCCGCGCAUGUCACCUACAAAGAUGGGGUCCCUCAACCGGCAAUUGGCUUUCAUCACGCUGGUGGAGUGGCGCUAGUGUUCGUCCAGAAUAGG